Lactuca virosa is the source of this 516-nucleotide messenger RNA. The record is from the annotation of a GenBank genome assembly. NCBI's taxonomy places the organism in Eukaryota, Viridiplantae, Streptophyta, Magnoliopsida, Asterales, Asteraceae.
AUGCCUCGAAAGAAUAAAGGACGACAGAAGAUCGAGAUGAAAAGAAUAACCAAUGAGAGCAACUUGUUGGUGGCUUUCUCAAAGAGGUAUGCAGGUCUUUUCAAAAAGGCUAGUGAGCUUUGCACCCUUUGUGGGGUGGAGAUGGUAAUCAUUAUCUUUUCCCCAACUAAAAAGGUGUUCUCAUUUGGCCAUCCAUCUGUUUAUAGUGUUCUAGAUCGCUUUUUGGAACAAAGCCAUCCUUCAAGAUCAAGAUCGAGGGCAUAUCAAAUUAUGCAACAUUAUCGCAAUUCCAACAUCCGAGAACUCAACAUGCAACUCACGAACUUGCUUGGUCAACUAGAAGUUGAGAAAAAGACUAGUAAAGAACAUAAGAAGACAAGGAAUAUGAGGCAUGAGGAUUAUUGGUGGGAUGCUCAUUUGGAGAACCUAAGAGUAGAAGAGCUAGAGACAUUGAAGGAUGCAAUGCUGGAACUAAAGAAGAACUCUGAAAGACAAGUAGAGGCAUAUAGGGAAUAG